AUGGCCAACAAAGAACUCAACCUCGGGCCCAUUGAUGCGGCCGACCUGCGCAGACAUAGCGUUGGCACAGUCGAGAUUCAAGACGCUCAAGGUCGGCGCAGGACAGUCCAAUUGGACGAGCUGAACGCGGCCGACAGAGCGCUCGCCGAGCAGUUCGGAUACAAGCCGGUCUUCAAGCGCGAGUUUGGCUACCUCUCCACCUUUUCUUUCGCCGUCAGUAUUUCCGGCCUCUAUUCGACCACUGCUACCACCUUCAUCUACCCGCUCGAGGCUGGUGGCUCUGCCUCCGUCGUAUGGUGCUGGCUGAUCUCCGGUGCUGGAUGCUUGUGCAUUGCCUUUUCCGUGGCCGAACUGGUCUCUGCCUACCCGACCUGUGGCGGCUUGUACUACACCGUUUCUCGACUGGCCCCGAAGCAAUGGGUUCCCUCGAUAAGUUGGAUUGUCGGAUGGAUCAAUCUCCUGGGACAGGUCGCCGGCAUUGCCUCGUCUGAGUACGGCGCUGCCCAACUUCUUCUAGCUGCAGUUUCCAUCGGUCGCGACUUUCAAUGGUUUCCCACCACGAACCAGACGGUCGGAGUCAUGGCGGCGCUGACCGUGCUCUGUGGGCUGAUCAACUCUCUUUCGACCUACUGGAUGGAGAAAAUGACCAAGACCUAUGUCAUAUUCCACUUUGGAGUCCUGUUUGCUUGUGCGAUUGCCCUCCUGGCUGUGACCGACAACAAGCACGAUGCAAGCUACGUUUUUACUCACGUGGAGGGAAGCGCCGGCUGGACUCCCAUCGGAUGGUCCUUCUUGUUCGGUUUCUUGUCAGUGUCGUGGACAAUGACGGAUUAUGAUGCUACGGCCCACAUCACCGAGGAAAUUUCCGAGCCCGAGAUCAAAGCUCCGUGGGCCAUCUCACUCGCGAUGAUCUGUACCUACGUGCUCGGAUGGCUUUUCAACAUUGUCCUCUGCUUCUGCAUGGGAGAUCCUGCCGCAAUCCUCGCUUCUCCAAUCUACCAACCUGUGGCUCAAAUCUUCUACAAUUCCUUGGGCAAGGGCGCCGGCAUUUUCUUCACGGUUUCGGCCUUUAUCGUUCUCCAAUUUGUCUGCUGGACGGCAACGCAGGCAUUGGCACGGACCGUGUUUGCUUUCUCCCGCGAUCGACUGAUCCCCUUCUCCCACGUUUGGACCAAGAUCAACCGUUGGACUGGGACACCACUUUACGCGGUGUGGAUCAGCAUCUUCUGGUGCAUUGCCAUCAACUUGAUCGCCUUGGGGUCGUACAUUGCGAUUGCAGGCGUAUUUAACGUGUGCGCCAUCGCGCUCGACUGGUCGUACGUCAUUCCCAUUGCCUGCAAGCUCAUCUUCGGCAAGUUCACGCCCGGGCCGUGGCAUCUGGGGAAGUUCUCCUUCUUUGUGAACCUGUGGGCCUGUCUAUGGACGCUGUUUGUCUCCAUCAUCUUCCUUAUGCCCACCAUCCGACCGGUCACUGCCGACAACAUGAACUACGCUGUGGUGUUCUUGGCCUUCAUUCUGCUUUGUGCCACGGUCUACUGGUACCUCCGCGGCAAGACAUUCUAUCACGGUCCACUUAUCGAGGCAGAGAUCCAAGAGGCAGAAGUGGAGAGCUCCAGCUCUGCGAUCGAGCAGGAUGAGAAGAAGGGCGAUCUACAUAACCGAACCGUGGUUGCCUAA
Fonsecaea multimorphosa CBS 102226 is the source of this 1677-nucleotide messenger RNA. RefSeq lists its product as uncharacterized. Gene Ontology annotation, molecular function: transmembrane transporter activity. The transcript is spliced from 3 exons. The record is from RefSeq and is a predicted model, not a curated record. The coding region runs from base 1 to 1677 and encodes 558 amino acids. Gene Ontology annotation, biological process: transmembrane transport. Gene Ontology annotation, cellular component: membrane. NCBI's taxonomy places the organism in Eukaryota, Fungi, Ascomycota, Eurotiomycetes, Chaetothyriales, Herpotrichiellaceae.